Messenger RNA from Sphenostylis stenocarpa, 537 nucleotides. The record is from the annotation of a GenBank genome assembly. NCBI's taxonomy places the organism in Eukaryota, Viridiplantae, Streptophyta, Magnoliopsida, Fabales, Fabaceae.
AUGAUAUGUAAUAAAUAUAACCCAUUUCAACGUUGUAUCUUCCGAUCAAAAUUACAUCGGAAAACAAAAAGGGAGAAAAUAUUGCCGGUGGAGAAGGACGUGAAUGGUGAAGAGGUAGAGGUCACACAGCCGAGAUUUCACGCCAACAUUCCAAUUCUGUGGCCAAUGAUAAUGACCACAGUCCAGAGUAAGGGGGCAGCAAAGGGAACUGCCACAACUGAGAAAGCAUUUAAAAGAUGGGGCAGGAAAAGCCCAUUUGUAAGAUAUGGCCUUCCUAUGAUCUCUCUCACUGUCCUUGGCUCUCUAGGCCUUGCCCAACUCUUGCAAGGCAGCAAGGAUAUUGCAAAGGUGAAAGAUGAUCAAGAGUGGGAAAUAAUUGAAACAAGAAAAGCAUUGUCUAGGACAGGACCAGUCCAUGCGUACAACCCAAAACAGAUUUCCUUGGAGGAUGAGCUAAAGGCUUUGCAACAAAAGGUGGACAUUAACAACUAUGAGUACAAGAAAAUUCCUAAACCUAAUGAAGGCAAUGGAGACUAG